This is a messenger RNA of [Torrubiella] hemipterigena, 4191 nucleotides long. NCBI's taxonomy places the organism in Eukaryota, Fungi, Ascomycota, Sordariomycetes, Hypocreales, Clavicipitaceae. The record is from the annotation of a GenBank genome assembly.
AUGGCAUCGUCACCACCGCAUACGGACGCCGAUGACGACAAACGACGAAACAGGCUACAAAAGAAACGCCGCGAUAUUUCGACAUCGACGCCCGAGCUGCCAGAGCGGCUGCAAGAUAGCGAUGAAUCCGAAGCUGAAGAUGGCGCCGAGCUCACCAACGCCAUGACGGUCAACAUGAACCAGAGCAUCUUUGGCCUCAUUGCUGCGGCUGGUUCACGGGUCGACUUCAACAACAGAUUCGACGGCAACUCGAGCGACGAAGAUGAGGGGUUUUCUUCCUCUUCCAAACAACAAGACCUCACACAGACCACAAUACUCAGCUCCCCGGGGCGGUCCAAAUCACGCGGCCACAAGAAGAGAUUCUCGACGCAUAAGCUUUUCAAGUCUAUUGCUGCUCUACCAAAGUUAAAGAGCAGGAAACGCGAGCCCAGCAAGCUUUCGCAAGCAGCUGAUGGAGAUGAUGACCAUGACGAAGAAGACGAUGGCACCAUGUCUCCGCCCGCUGUCACACUCACCACCAACGAGCAUCGCCUGCAGCCUGUCAUGAGCCGCAUGCUCCAGGCGCGAGAAGAGCUGUCGACCCGGCCGAGCUUUGAUGUAGAGAGAGGCUCUGCCGAUCUUUCACAGUCAGACGAUGAAGACCCCUCCACGCAGCUCGCAAAACGCCUAAUGGAAAUCUUUGAGUUUGACGAGCCUGAACACGUUAUCGAAGAGUACCCUUGCUGGCUGCUGCAGAGCGUCCUGCUACAGGGAUAUCUAUAUAUUACCGCCAAACACAUUUGCUUCUAUUCAUAUCUUCCUAAGAAAGAAAACACUGUCGUUAAAUCCGGCUACCUUUCAAAAAGCGGCAAACGGAACCCCAAAUACAACCGCUACUGGUUCCGUCUCAAGGGUGACGUCUUAUCCUACUACCACGAAUCGACCAACCUAUACUUUCCGCACGGCCAGAUCGAUCUGCGCUUUGGCAUUUCCGCAACUAUUACCGACCGAGACAAGGAAUGCAUAAACUUUUCCGUUAUCACCAACCAGCGAACAUAUGACUUUAGAGCGGACAGCGCCCCCAGCGCAAAGGAAUGGGUCAGGAGCCUGCAGCGAGUCAUCUUUCGAAGCCACAAUGAUGGCGACAGCGUCAAGAUCUCUUUACCCAUUGAAAACAUCAUCGAUGUAGAAGAUACACAUAUGAUUGAGUUUUCAGAUACUUGCAAGAUCCGCGUCAUUGACAAUGAUGAAACUUACGCCAUUGACGAGUACUUCUUUUCUUUCUUUUCGUUUGGAAAGGAAGCCAUCAACGUCUUGAAGUUGCUUGUCGAAGACACUGCUGGCAGCAAACUUAUCGAACGGGAAGAGAGCGAUAGCCGUCCGACUUCUGCGCAGCCGUCACAUCCUGCCACGCCAAAUAGGAGCGCCAUAAAUGUCGAUUCGAUCCGAAUGCGAGAAUUAUCUGAGAAUGUCAAAGCGACUUUAGCGCCGCUAUCACCGUCGGGAGCCAAUAGUCCACGUGCAAGCGGUGAGCUCUCGCCGUUGGAUGCCUUCCGACACGGUGGAAAGAGUAGCCACGAUAGCCCUAGAGCCAUGUCGAGCGUCAUGCGAGAAAAUAGGCCUCGACGAAGUUUUAGUGGCUCAAGGUCGGGCAGUCGCAGACGGCAUGCCGCUGAUAAACAGACGAAGCUUGAGUCGUCCGAUUCCAACCUGCUGCUCUCGUCACCGGACGAUCCCAGCUGUCUCAGCUUGGCGACGUCAGGCAACGAAGACACUUCUGCAAGUCAGAUCCUCAAGGGCAGUGAUGCCUUCCAGAGCCCAACUAUGCUACAACCGCCGGCAGAGCUGUUGACCGAAACGGCCAUGCCUGUGCGAGAGAAGAGUGGUCGCAUGAAGCAUGCAGCGACUGUCCCAGUGGAUAACCUAGAGGACUCUCAGAGCAGAGAAGCUGUGCCCUCAACACCAACAUUGCAGAGUAUUACUAAAAUGGGUACCUAUCCGUUGCAGAGAGCCGGUGCCUUUGCGGAUUACCUAAACAAGACAAGCAAGCGCAUGAGCUCGCUCCUUGCCACGGAGUCUAUGGGUUACGUGGAAAAGGUGUCGGGCAUGUGGAAGGGUGGUGGCAAGCACUACGAUGAACCCGCCGGUCUUCGGCCCGACGAUGAUGACCUCGAGGUGGACUCGGAUGGCAAAGUUCAGACGUCCAUGGAGCGGUUCCGCGCUCAUUUUGCUCUGCCAGAGACGGAACGAUUGCAAGCCACUUACUUUGGAUACAUUCUUCGCGUUUUGCCCUUGUACGGCAAGAUUUACAUUAGCGACCGAUCAUUUUGCUUCCGCAGUUUGCUGCCCGGUACAAGAACCAAACUCAUUCUACCCUUGAAAGAUAUUGAAAACGCCCACAAGGAAAAAGGCUUUCGUUUUGGAUAUUCUGGCCUCGUGGUUGUUAUCCGUGGCCAUGAGGAACUGUUCUUUGAGUUUAGACUGUCGGAGAUUCGGGACGACUGCACGGUGACCCUGAUUCAGGGCCUGGAGAAGUUCAAGGCUCUGCAAGAUGCCGGCGCGUUUGACGACGAAGACGAUGAAGAAGAGGACGAAUACAUUGCUGAGCGAGACGCUCUCAGGACGGCUCGUCAGGAAGAGUUUCCAGAUCACGAGCUGUCGGAGCAGCAGCCUCCGCCUGGUCUGCCCAACGCCCCUACGAUUCUUAUGGAAGGCGGCGACGCCUCGUUUCUACAGUUUAAGCCAUCGGCGCCGAUGAAGAUUACCUGCUUGACAAUUGGAUCCCGUGGUGACGUUCAGCCAUACAUUGCGCUCUGCAAGGGCCUGAUGGCAGAAGGGCACAAGACACGCAUCGCCACGCAUGCCGAGUUCCAGGACUGGAUUGAGUCUCACGGCAUCGAGUUUGCACGUGUGGAGGGCGAUCCUAGUGAACUGAUGCGCCUGUGUAUCGAAAACGGCACGUUUACGCUCGCCUUUCUCCGCGAAGCCAACUCGACAUUCCGUGGCUGGCUGGAUGAGCUGCUAGACUCGGCGUACACUGCAUGCCAGGGCUCGGAUUUGUUGAUUGAAUCGCCGUCGGCAAUGGCAGGUAUCCAUAUUGCCGAAAAGUUGGGCAUCCCCUACUUCAGAGCAUUUACCAUGCCGUGGACAAGGACAAGAGCGUACCCGCAUGCGUUCAUCAUGCCGGAACACAAGAUGGGUGGUGCGUACAACUACAUGACGUACGUCAUGUUUGACAACAUCUUUUGGAAGGCGACGGCGCAGCAGGUGAACCGAUGGCGCAACAAGACGCUUGGCCUGCCCAACACCAGCCUGGAGAAGAUGCAGCCAAACAAGGUGCCGUUCCUGUACAACUUUAGCCCGAGCGUGGUGGCUCCGCCGCUGGACUUUUCCGACUGGAUCCGCGUGACGGGAUACUGGUUCUUGGAUGAGGGCCAGGAGUACACGCCGCCCAAGGAGCUGCAAGACUUUAUCACCAAGGCGCGCGAAGACGGCAAGAAGAUUGUAUAUGUAGGAUUUGGGUCCAUUAUUGUCAACGACCCAGCCAAGAUGACGCGCGAGGUGAUUGAUGCGGUGCAGCGAGCCGACGUACGCUGCAUCCUGUCCAAGGGAUGGUCUGACCGACUGAAUCCCAAGGACGACCCGUCCAAGCCGAAGCCUGAGGAGCCUGAGAUGCCUCCUGAGAUUCACGUCAUCAAGUCGGCACCGCACGACUGGCUGUUUAAGCAGAUUGAUGCGGCGGCUCACCACGGCGGCUCUGGAACGACAGGUGCCAGUUUAAGGGCUGGUCUUCCCACCAUCAUCCGACCGUUCUUUGGCGACCAAUACUUCUUUGCGAGUCGCGUAGAGGAUCUGGGUGUGGGCGUGUGGGUGAAGAAAUGGGGCACCAACAGCUUUGGACGAGCGCUGUGGGAGGUGACGAGAAACGAGCGUAUGAUUACAAAGGCGCGUGUUUUGGGCGAGGAGAUUCGCAAGGAUAAUGGCGUGGAUGUGGCGAUUCAGUCUAUUUACCGGGACAUGGAGUAUGCAAGAAGUCUAAUUAAACGCAAGACGGGCCGCCGUGCUGGCGAGGCUGAGGACGCAGAUGACGAAGAGGAGGCCGAGGAGAGUUGGACAUUUGUCGGAGGAGACGAGCCUGACCCGGAUGUGGUGACCAAGAAGUUGAGUGAGGGUUUGGGCAAGUCGCUGGGCAGCCAGGUGUUGGCCCGAUAA